Molecule: messenger RNA, 857 nt
Organism: Emys orbicularis (European pond turtle)
Lineage: Eukaryota; Metazoa; Chordata; Testudines; Emydidae
Gene: MYCT1
Product: MYC target 1
Exons: 2
Coding region: 1-708 (235 amino acids)
Cellular component (GO): nucleoplasm
Source: RefSeq, a predicted model, not a curated record
AUGCAAGCAAAACAAUGUGACUGGCUGCGUGAACGCAUUUCUUCUCCUGCUGAAUCGCAGACAUAUCAAAAUCUAGUGCUUCAUCGUGGACAUACCAGUUUCGCAUUUAUUAUUUUGGAUGUUAUGGAUAAAAACAGUACUCAUUCGGAUAGUUCAUGGCCGCCAAACUUUUGGGGUCAGAUGAUAAUAGCCUUCUCAGUGUCCAUGGUGAUUGGAUUGGUGAUUGGAGGGAUAAUCUGGGCUUUGUUUACUUGCCUGUCCCGUCGCAGAGCCAGUGCGCACAUUUCACAGUGGAGCUCGUCAAUCUCUAGCCGCCGUUCCAGACCUUCUUCUCAGGGCCAUGCUGCCAACAGGACUGGAUUCUACCGUAACAACAGCUGUGAACGCCGUAGCAAUCUCAGCCUGGCCAGCCUCACCUUCCAGCGGCAAGCCUCCCUGGAGCAAGCCAACUCCUUCCCAAGAAAGUCAAGCUUCCGAGCCUCCACUUUCCACCCCUUUUUGCAAUGCCCUCCGCUCCCUGUGGAAACUAACAGUCAGCUGAUUACUCUGGCUCCCACCAGCACCACCACUACCCUUGUGGGGAACACCACCAAUAGCUUAACUCGUCCUGAAUUCCACUGGUCCAACAACAGCCUCCGCAUCUGUCAUUCAACACAAACACCUCCUCCUGCCUAUGAGACCAUCAUUAAAGCUUUUCCAGACUCUUGAACUGGAGUCUUCCUUUAUUUCUUUAAAUGGAGGACUCUCUGUCGUCUGAAGCAGAUUUUCUGUAUGCUCUGAAGGCCUCUGGGAAGCUCCCUGGUGCCGCGGCAUGCCGCAGGCAAACAGAAGGGACAUGCGCAGAUGACGCUGAUUUG